Messenger RNA from Lichtheimia ornata, 1614 nucleotides. RefSeq lists its product as uncharacterized. Gene Ontology annotation, biological process: iron-sulfur cluster assembly. The record is from RefSeq and is a predicted model, not a curated record. Gene Ontology annotation, cellular component: cytosolic [4Fe-4S] assembly targeting complex. The coding region runs from base 1 to 1614 and encodes 537 amino acids. Gene Ontology annotation, molecular function: 4 iron, 4 sulfur cluster binding. The transcript is spliced from 5 exons. Lineage: Eukaryota; Fungi; Mucoromycota; Mucoromycetes; Mucorales; Lichtheimiaceae.
AUGGCCUUCUCUUCAGCACUCGUCUUGACCGAUCUAAACGACUACAUUGCACCUUCUCAAGCUUGCAUUAAACCCGUCGAAGUCCACAAGUCGGAAAACGCUGGACCCUCCGAGAUCAAGGUUGAUCAGCAAGGCGAUUACUAUGAAAUCUCCAAGGACGGUGGGGAAUCCAAGUUGGAAAAGGCAUCGAUCACCUUGAACGAUUGCUUAGCUUGCAGUGGAUGUGUCACAUCAGCUGAAAGCGUUCUUAUCACUAUGCAAUCCCAAGAAGAGUUAUACGAGAUCUUGAACACCAAUCGAUCCGAUCCUAGCAAGCAUCGCACUGUUGUUGUAUCCAUUAGCCCUCAAUCACGUGCAUCGCUUGGUGCAAAGUACAACCUGUCACCCAUUCAAGUGCAUCGACGAUUGAUUUCUUUCUUCAAACAUCAUUUGGGUGCCCAUCAUGUGUUUGACACAUCCUUCUCCCGUGAUCUAUCACUUGUCGAAUCAGCUCGUGAAUUCGUGGAACGAUAUCGUUUAUACAUGGCCAAUGGUGGUGAUAAGAUUGAGGAAGCGUUACAGCAACAAGAUCAACAACAAGAGGAAGCUGGUGGUGAUCGUCGUUCCAGGAGGAGACGUGGUGCUGGUGCUGCAGCAGGAGCAACAGGUGCACAACAACAACAGCAUUUGCCCAUGUUGGCAUCGGCAUGUCCUGGAUGGGUGUGCUACGCUGAAAAGACACAUGGUGCUGUGAUUCCCCAUAUCGCCACGGCAAAGUCACCACAACAAAUGAUGGGAUCGCUUGUCAAGGAUUAUCUUGCAAAGAAAACAAAUACACCACCCAAUGCCAUCUAUCAUGUUGCUGUGAUGCCAUGCUAUGACAAGAAACUGGAAGCGAGUCGACCCGAUUUCUUUUUGGAGGAAUUCGAUACUCGAGAAGUGGAUUGUGUCUUGACUACGGGAGAAAUCGAAAAGAUGUUUCAAGAACAAAGCAUUGAUUUUACUCAAGUGCCUGAAGCUCAAGUGGAUGACAUGUUCAACAAGACGGCGCUUGAUCCAACGACACAAAUCACGGCAUCUUAUGGCACUGCUGGAUCAUCAUCAGGUGGCUAUUUGGAGUAUAUCAUGGCAACGGCUGCACGAGAACUUUUUGGGAUUCAAGAUGUCCCUGCCGAUCCUGCACAAACACCCAAUGCGCGCGUGAUUGUCAAGGCUGGCAAGAAUGCGGAUGUGCGUGAAUACUUUUUACAAGGUGAUGAUGGGCGGAUAUUGCUUCGUUUUGCCACUGCCUUUGGUUUCCGUAACAUCCAAAACAUUGUGCGCAAGGUCAAGAGCGGCAAGUGUCAAUACCAUUACGUGGAAGUCAUGGCUUGUCCUGGUGGAUGUGCCAACGGAGGUGGUCAAUUGCCCAACCCAAAUGAUGAGCAAGUCAUGUCGGCUAAGGAAUGGUUGAACCGAGUGGAAAGUGUAUACCAGACGGUGCCAGGUGUAGCUCCCGAAGAAAACGAGGUGCUAAAGACCAUUUACAAUGAAUGGAUCGGUGAUCCCAAUUCUGAUCAAGCAAAGCGAUUGUUGCGCACUCAGUACCAUGCCGUAACGGAAAACUUGGCUAAUCCUUUGGCUACCAAGUGGUAA